Molecule: messenger RNA, 258 nt
Organism: Funneliformis caledonium
Lineage: Eukaryota; Fungi; Glomeromycota; Glomeromycetes; Glomerales; Glomeraceae
Source: the annotation of a GenBank genome assembly
AUGCCAGAUAUAUUAUCAGAUGAGUCUUCUGAUACAGAUAGUAUAGAAUUUGAAAUAUCAUAUGAAUCCUCUGAUAUAGACAGCGUAGAACUCAAAGUAGAUUUAGCUUUUGAAUCCUCUGAUACAGAUAGCAAAUCGAUCAUAAAUUCUGAUUUAAUUUUAUUAGUAAUCAUCACUUCUUCAAUAAUUCCUGAGAUAUUGGUUCGUCCUGAUGAAGAUUCGUCCUCAUGGAGAGGUAAAGCUCUGCAUCUCUGUUAA